AUGUGCAGCCUCUUCGCCAACAGCCAGAUGCCUUCUUCAGGUGUGAUGCUCUCUGCCCUCAGAUGUGACACCUGCUGCUCCCUGCAGAUUCUCGUUGACACUGGAAGCAGCAACUUCGCUGUGGCGGGUGCCCCGCAUCCCUACAUAGACUCUUACUUUGAUGCCAAGAGGUCCAGCACCUACCGCUCCAAGGGCUUUGACGUCACCGUGAAGUACACGCAAGGGAGCUGGACCGGCUUCGUUGGGGAGGACCUUGUCACCAUCCCAAAAGGCUUCAACAGUUCUUUUCUUGUCAACAUUGCCACUAUUUUUGAGUCAGAGAAUUUCUUUUUGCCUGGGAUUAAAUGGAAUGGGAUACUUGGACUUGCUUAUGCUACCCUGGCCAAGCCAUCAAGUUCUCUGCAGACAUUCUUUGAUUCCCUCGUGACACAAGCAAAAAUCCCCAACGUCUUCUCCAUGCAGAUGUGUGGGGCGGGAUUGCCAGUAGCUGGACCUGGUACCAACGGAGGUAGUCUUGUCUUGGGUGGAAUUGAACCAAGUCUGUACAGAGGAGACAUCUGGUAUACCCCUAUUAAGGAGGAGUGGUAUUAUCAGAUAGAAAUCUUGAAAUUGGAAAUCGGAGGCCAGAGCCUUAAUCUGGACUGCAGAGAGUACAACGCGGACAAGGCCAUCGUGGAUAGUGGCACCACACUGCUGCGCCUGCCCCAGAAGGUGUUCGAUGCGGUGGUCGAAGCCGUGGCCCGCACGUCUCUGAUUCCAGAAUUCUCUGAUGGUUUCUGGACUGGGUCCCAGCUGGCGUGUUGGACAAAUUCGGAGACACCUUGGUCUUACUUCCCUAAAAUCUCCAUCUACCUGAGAGCUGAGAACUCCAGCAGAUCAUUCCGUAUAACCAUCCUGCCUCAGCUUUACAUUCAGCCCAUGAUGGGGCCUGGCCUGAAUUAUGAAUGUUACCGAUUCGGCAUUUCACCUUCCACGAAUGCGCUGGUGAUUGGUGCUACCGUGAUGGAGGGCUUCUAUGUGGUCUUUGACAGAGCUCGGAAGAGGGUGGGCUUUGCGGCAAGCCCCUGUGCAGAAAUUGCAGGUGCUCUGGUGUCUGAAAUUUCUGGACCUUUCUCAACCGACGACAUAGCCAGCAACUGUGUCCCCACCCUGCCUUUGAAUGAGCCCAUUUUGUGGAUUGUCUCCUAUACUCUCAUGAGCGUGUGUGGAAUCAUCCUUCUUAUCUUAAUCAUCCUGCUGCUACUUCCAUCCCGGUGUCAGCAAGACCCCCAACACCCCGAGGUUGUCACUGAUGAGUCCUCUCUCGUCCGACAUCGCUGGAAAUGAAGAGCAAAGCCUGAACUCAGGCAACCUUGAACUCAACUAUUAAGAGAAAUAAAUUUCAAGUGCAGCAAGCAGGGGUUAUAAGGCAAGGUUUCUUCCUAUGUCAAUUAGUCUUAAAUCUCUGUUCUGCUCCCAGAUGCCUUCCAGACUCACUGUAUUUUGAUUCUUAAUUUUAAAGCUUCCUCCUUCUCUCCUACUUCCAAGAAAAAUGAUAAUAAAAAACACCUCAUUCUAAACCAAAACAGAGUGAAUUGGGCUUCAGACUUUAUGUGACUGGUUAUGCCAAACUGUCUAGGUGUGCCACCAAAAAAAAAAGCAAGCCUUGGCUAGUUCUCCUCUUCUUCCCAUCUCUGGAGAAAUGAGUGCAUAUAGUUUAUAACUCCUCUUAGCUAAUGGGAAGCUUUUUGUAUUAAUUGCAUUUAAGAGUAUUUUGCACCAAGCCUCAGCCUGAAUCAGAGUCAUACAAGAAGGCUUGCAAAAUGAUGGCAGAAGAAGAAGCCUGGAGCCUGAUGAUAUAACCAUCCUGCCCCCUUCUGAGUUGGAAAAGAAGCAGUAAGCCCCUUUUCUGGGUCUCUCUGUGCUCUGAAUGGGAGCUAGAGUCCUCAAGGAGGAGAUCAUCACCAAACAGCCUUCACCAGCCUCCUCUGAAGAUAGAAGGCCUUCUGUCCAUCGUGGUAGAGUGGGAAGGAAACCUACUCUUUUGUACUUGCUACUUCCAUAGUAUUGUUGGUAUAAAAGUCUACCUCUGUUGAGACUUUGCCUAGGGUCCUGUGCCUGGGUGUGAGUGCAGGCAGCCUGGUUCCAGCUGCUGCCCUCACCUAAAAGAAUCCUCAUUCCAACAGGUGAGAUGUAACAGGUGCUGAACUGCACAUCAACCUGGAGAAGUUCUGUCACCAAGCUUGUCAUUAUUUGCAUAUGCUUAGUCUCCCUUAAAAUUAAUAAACAGGGUUUUAAUGCGAAACACAAGUUCUAUUUCACUAGCUUAGUUGUUUCUUUCUCCAAAUUUUCUCUGAAGGUAGGUUUAUUGUUACCCUUUGGGGAAAUAGGGAAAUGGCUAAAUGCCCUUACUUCUAAGCAGCUCUCAAGGGAAGGAAGAUGCAAGACCUGCAAAGGACGGGAAGGGAACGCGCACUUCUUCCUGUGCUUUGAAACCAUGUGUUUCUGUUUGCAGAAUCCCCUAGACUCAAGCACACCCAUCUGAAUCAGCUUAAAUAAACCUGUUGAGCAGUUGACCCACAUCCUUCUUCCCCUUGGCAUGUUCAAUCUUUGGUGAUGAGUUGGAUGUGCAGUGGUAUCCUUAUUUGAGGAAAUUUCCACUUGCUAUCAUUUAUUUAAGGCCUUUGCCAAAGAAAAGCAGAAGACUUUAACUCAGUGUAGUCAGCUUUAUGUGAUCUGAGGUAAUUAGGAGAAGGGUUCAAAGCCAAUAGCCCUUCUCUCUUGUUCUUGUGCCAUGUUCGCUGUUCACUCUGCGUUGCUAUUGGAGUGAGUUGGGUAUAUAAUAAAAUUCCACUGGAAGGGCUAACUAUGGAGCAUCUUCUCCAGCUGGACUGUUGUGUUCAAAAUAGGCUACAUGUGGAUGUUUCAGCUAUCUGGUCCUCACUGGCUCCCCAGGUCACCUCCAUAUUUAGAAAUAUAUGACCAUGCCAAAGAGAUGUGGGGCCACUUAUACGUGUCAUGGUGUCCUUGCAGACUCUCCAGCAGCCAGAAGAAUCUGUGAGAUUGUUGUGGAGAAGGUUUAAGUUGCAUCUUAAAAAGAACAUGAGUCUUCUGUGUUCUUCAAGAUAUAGCUCAAGCAUGGCAGGAACAAUGCCCUCUUGGAAUGGGACGCUAGGAGGGGAUUCUGUCGUCAGAUGCUCAUUAUCAUUUCUGGUCUCGGCUAGUUGACGGGAUAAUUUCAACAUACAUUUCAGAGUUAGAAGUCUCUGGAAGUCUGAUUCUCUUCUUGCCCUGUUGGCUUUUUCACUGGUUCCUAUUUUGUGGGCCACUUUGCACACACUUGAAGGCAACACCCCUAGACUGUGCUUUUUCCCUUUGCUGUGAAAAGUCUGAACCCCUGAAAUGAAAAGAGAGAAUUGCAGAUAUGACCCAGUUAGUUUUGCUCCGUAUUUCUUCAUACAGGUGUCUUCUGUUCCCUUGUCUCAUGUUAGGUUCUGAGCUGGGGAACAUUUAUGUUGCUGCAUAUUAGCAGGCACUGUUCCCAGAAUACAUGAUAAUAGCAAGUUAGAUGUCAGGCUAGGGUAUUUGAAUGAAGUUUGCUAUAAUACUCUGUAUUUCCUAUCAAAUUUCUCUACCCUUUCAUCUCAGAUGUCAUUGGAUGUGACAUUUUAAUGGAAAUACUUAAAUUACAAAAGCAUAACUUAGCGACAGGGAUGAAAUAGACGAUUGAAUGUGGGCUGUUUUCCUGGCAUGCUUUGCUGCUGAAAAUUGGACUUUGAGUCAAAACCCUGUUAGUGACACCCACCUCCUCGAGUUACGUAAAUUGAUACUUGGCUUGGAAAACCCUCAAGGAGGCUUGCUUUGAACAGGAAAGGAAGUAGCAACCAUUUGAGGGUGUCAUUUUUACCUUGUAACACACUGUGGAAAAUGCUGGAAGAUGCUCCUUUCCUGAAAGAUGCAACUUAACAUUAGGUUGUUGUCAAAACCUUGUCAACUCUCUGAUGGGAAAUGGAUGCUUCUCCAUGAACAAUUUUUUUUAAAUAGGGUGAUGCUUUAUAUCCUUGAUAAGUUAUUCGGAAAGCUGAAAUGAAAUCCUGUCUUCAACUGAAGCUGUUUAUGGAAAAUAGCAAGAAAUGAGUUGGGGAUUGAUUCUAUUUUUUUCCUCCAGAAUUUAAAAAAACCACAAGUCAUUGGUUGACCUUUAUCGUACACUAUUUUGUAUUUCUUAGAAUCAAAAACAAGUACCUAACAUUAAAGAAACAGAUUCCUUGAGUGUGACAGUGGAGAAUGUUUCCCUGAACACAGUCCACUCCCAAAUAUUUGGAAGGAUUCUCUACUGAUUCAUUGUGAAAUGCAAAGCUUUUGGUUGGAGAUAAAUUUUGGGUCAAUUAUGGUUCGAAAUUAUGAAAGGAAUUCCCAGUGAUGCAGCAUUAACAACUCUGCAGAGCUUUGAGAGUUUUUUUGCAAAGCAGUUGUGAUUUGGAAAUUCCAUUAAUUCACUUAAGAGGUGAGGAAGGAUUAUUUCACUAUUUAAUAGGUUCUUCACACUAAUGAAAAUUUGCUAAAUUCCUCUUACCAGAUCCCCACAUGGUGGAGUUGCUCAGCAUAGUUCAGUUCUAAGUUCUGGCCUGGUGCCACUUGAUGUCUUUGGGAAUAAAUCACUGCCCAACACCUGUUCCAUAAACAGCAAUAAUUGAGUUUCACAGACUUCAUCCUUUUCAGUGGAAACCAAGUAAUUGGAUGGAAUCCCAGUGCAUUUUCUCUUGCACAAACUUAUUAGAAUUGAUUACAGAACUGUUCAGAGGAAAAAACUUGCCACUAAGAUUUUUUCUUUUUUACGAAAAACAACUAAACACCACAAAAUGUAAAAUUACAGGUUUUGCCAAGAGACUAGGUUUUUAGUGCCAAGAAAACUCCACACCACAGAAGUUACUGUGUACAUUUCUAGUGGGUUUUAAGGAUUUCAGAUUUGAACCUAUGGCAGUUUACCAAUUAAAUAGCAAGCUGGAAAAAUACAUUUCAAAGUGGGGAAGGAAAAUAAAAAUAUAAUCAAAAGUAUGCUAACAAAAUAAGAAUUUGCUGUCUUGGAAAAGUAGCUUUAAUUGCAGGAAUCCUCAGAUUUCUUUACCCUUAAAGUUGCUGAGUCUGUUGGAGAUGUGAUUUAUUUUACGCAGCCACAAAUCCCAAACUUCAAGAAUAUUCAAGCUGGAGUCGUGUGUCGGAUAUCAGCAUGGACAAAGUGAAAAAAUGUGGCCCCUUACGCUUUGCAUUGCCCAAUCCAGGCGAAGAUUGGUUCAUUCAAGGAACAGAGAGUAGAGGAUGGUUGAGACUUGGAAAAUUCUAGAAUCUGGGAAAGGAGGUUGGGUAAGAAGUCAUAUCCCUUGGUCAGCAGAUGACCACAAAGGUCUGGAGGGACUGACGACAUCCCUGUAUGUCGUAGACUACUCACUUCACCCAAGUUUUUGGCACAGCCUACUUUUUAGGAAUUAUCCAAAGGAACCUCUUAGGAUUUAUAAUUUGUCAAAGAGAAAGUUGC
Molecule: messenger RNA, 5515 nt
Organism: Ceratotherium simum simum (southern white rhinoceros)
Lineage: Eukaryota; Metazoa; Chordata; Mammalia; Perissodactyla; Rhinocerotidae
Source: RefSeq, a predicted model, not a curated record